UACCAUGAACUUUCCUGAAUUCAAAGUCAAUCCCCCUCCCAAAUUUCCCAACUGCAAUAGCCCAUCUUCCAAAUUCUCUCUCUAAAAAUUUUCUCAUUCUCUGAUGGCAGAGCAAUGGAUUCUGAUAUGCCACGGACUGGCCACACUGCUAGUGGUGGUCUCCUUCCUCUGUGGUCAAUGGCCUAUCUUCCAGGGCACUCCCAUCGAACGCCUCCACUACUUCCUCACCUUCGGCGCCUACGAUUACUUCGUUUCUUCGUCAGGCGUUUUAUAGGAGCCGUGUUUGGGAGUAAGGGCACGCAUUUCGUUUUCUCCAUUGAGCAUUUUUGCUGCGAUCGCCCUAAUCCUACCUUGCAGGUUAUAUAUUUGGCAAUUAUUGGAGCAACUUAUUACUUUAUUAUAAAUUCAUCCUUUAGCUACAUUCCUGGAUAUUAUUUAAGUGAAAUUCACUGGUACACAAGCUUUUUCGCAGUUGGUGUUGGUAUUCUAUUCUUUUUGUUGACCAGCUUUUCUGACCCGGGAACUGUGAAGGCUGAUAAUGUCUCAGAAUAUCUCUCUGCCUAUCCAUAUGACAAUAUCAUAUAUACAGAGAAAGAGUGUUCUACUUGUAAAAUUCCCAAACCCGCUAGGUCCAAGCACUGCAGCAUAUGCAAUCGCUGUGUUGCACGGUUUGACCAUCAUUGUGGAUGGAUGAAUAACUGUAUAGGGGAGAGAAAUACCCGAUACUUCUUGGCUUUUCUGUUAUGGCAUUUUCUUCUUUGUAUAUAUGGAACAAUUGCCCUAGGUUUGGUUCUCGCAGGACGAUUGAAAGAAUUGAGGGUCAUAUAUAUUCUGACUGUUUACUAUGGCAUUGAAAAUUCAUUUCGUAGUUUAGCUCCACAUGUUGUUCAGUGGCUGUUGGGCUCAUAUAACACUCAAAUACUUCUUAUGGUGUUUCUUGCCAUAGUUUCUCUCUUAUUGGCAGGAUUUUUUGGAUACCAUGCCAACCUGUGUCUCAAGAACACCACAACAAACGAGACCUUCAAGUGGCAAGAGUACAUAAACUGGCAAAGGAAGCUGAGCGAAGCAAGAGCUAGUGCUGCAGCACUUAAAGCAAGCAUAAGUGGAAUGAGCAGCGAAGAAAAACGUCCUGCAAGCAAGUGUAAAUCCUUUUUCCAAAGAUCUCCUCUUGAAGAUGUUGAGGUGGUGGUUAAGAGAAACAUGUAUGAUAAAGGAUAUUUUCACAAUCUUUGUGAGAUAAUAUUUCCGCUCUCAACAAGACCAUCAUUUUUGCAAAAAAAGUCCAAGUAGGGGUAAGAUGGUUGGAGAGAAUGUAGUCAUUUUGGCAAAAAGUAUUAUUAUAUGCCUGGCUGAGUCUGAGGUAGCUGUAAUCAGGAAUUCAUUGGUCUUCUACAUGGUUUCAGCCUUUCUUCCCCUGAUCAUUGAUAGAGUGUCCUGGAGCUGGAGCUGGAACCUCUUUUUUCAUUGGCGUGGAUGCUCAUAUAGGUAAGAUAAGUGGUUAGUGCGUGUGUUGUGGUUAAUUUGGUGGUUUCGUUAUCAUGUAAGAACAGAUUUUCCAGAUAGGAAGACAAUAUAUAUCAUAUUUUGUAAUAACAACGUUUGAAGAGUACAUAAAAAUUUUCUUGUCAUAAAAG
Molecule: messenger RNA, 1634 nt
Organism: Manihot esculenta (cassava)
Lineage: Eukaryota; Viridiplantae; Streptophyta; Magnoliopsida; Malpighiales; Euphorbiaceae
Product: probable protein S-acyltransferase 17
Exons: 10
Coding region: 115-1290 (391 amino acids)
Biological process (GO): protein targeting to membrane; peptidyl-L-cysteine S-palmitoylation
Cellular component (GO): endoplasmic reticulum; Golgi apparatus
Molecular function (GO): protein-cysteine S-palmitoyltransferase activity
Source: RefSeq, a predicted model, not a curated record